Ictidomys tridecemlineatus (thirteen-lined ground squirrel) is the source of this 4301-nucleotide messenger RNA. RefSeq names its product oxysterol binding protein like 1A (gene Osbpl1a). The record is from RefSeq and is a predicted model, not a curated record. Gene Ontology annotation, molecular function: cholesterol binding; protein binding. Gene Ontology annotation, cellular component: cytosol; perinuclear endoplasmic reticulum; plasma membrane. Lineage: Eukaryota; Metazoa; Chordata; Mammalia; Rodentia; Sciuridae.
GGCACCCGGGAGGGGCAGUGUCCCCUAGCGGAGUCGCACCGCCUCCCGCUCUGCCGGGUGGCCAGCGCCGGGGCCCAGUAGGGUCCUCGGGAGUGCGAUCCGGAGUCGGCGACGGCCGCUUCAACAACGUGGGGCUGGCAGACGGAAAGCCUGUGGUCGUGGUCCUCGCCUCAGGAGCUCUGGGAGCCUGGGUGACCGCGUAGGUCAGUUUCUCGCGGCCGACCUCGCCUGGAAUCCGAGGCAGCCUCGGGCUCCUGCCAGCCCCGUGCUCCGGGUGGUCUGCCCGCGCCUGGUGGGAGAAAUGAACACAGAAACAGAACAACAGCUUCUCCACCAUGCCAGAAAUGGCAACACCGAAGAAGUAAGAAGGCUGUUAGAAACCAUGAAGAGGAAAGAAGUAAUUGCUGACAUUAACUGCAAAGGAAGAAGUAAGUCUAACUUGGGCUGGACACCUCUUCAUCUGGCAUGCUAUUUUGGACAUAGACAAGUGGUCCAGGAUCUGUUGAAGGCUGGUGCAGAAGUGAAUGUGUUGAACGACAUGGGAGACACGCCACUUCACCGAGCUGCGUUUACAGGACGAAAGGAAUUGGUAAUGCUUCUCUUAGAAUACGACGCUGAUACUACAGUGGUAAAUGGAAGUGGACAGACAGCAAAAGAAGCUACACAUGACAAAGAAAUCAGAAGCAUGCUUGAAGCUGUAGAAAGGACACAACAAAGAAAGCUUGAAGAAUUGCUUUUAGCAGCAGCAAGAGAAGGCAAGACAGCAGAACUCACAGCUCUGCUCAACAGGCCUAAUCCUCCUGAUGUUAAUUGUUCGGAUCAGUUAGGAAAUACACCGUUGCAUUGUGCAGCCUACCGGGCCCACAAGCAGUGUGCCUUAAAACUUCUAAAAAGUGGAGCAGAUCCUAAUCUGAAGAACAAAAAUGAACAGAAACCUCUUGACCUUGCCCAGGGUGCUGAGAUGAAACAUAUUCUUGUUGGUAACAAGGUCAUCUACAAAACCUUGAAACGAUAUGAAGGUCCUCUCUGGAAGAGUUCAAGAUUUUUUGGCUGGAGAUUAUUCUGGGUAGUGUUAGAACAUGGAGUCCUUUCAUGGUAUAGGAAACAGCCUGAUGCAGUCCAUAAUAUUUAUCGCCAGGGAUGCAAACACCUCACUCAAGCAGUAUGUACGGUGAAAUCCACUGAUAGCUGCCUCUUCUUUAUUAAAUGCUUCGAUGACACUAUUCAUGGCUUCAGGGUUCCUAAGAAUAGCCUAAAGCAAUCAAGAGAGAACUGGCUGGAAGCAAUUGAAGAGCAUUCUGCUUAUAGCACUCACUACUGUUCCCAGGACCAGUUGACUGAUGAUGAAGAAGAGGAUGCAGUUUCUGCUGUAGACUUGAAGGAGUCCUUAGAGAAAGCACAGGCAUGUCAACAGAGACUAGAUAGGGAAAUUUCCAACUUUCUCAAAAUGAUUAUGGAGUAUGACAUGGCUAAAGAAAUGCUGCCAUCAUUUCUUCAGAAAGUUGAGGUUGUCUCUGAAGCUUCUAGAGAAACUUGUGUAGCUUUGAGUGAUUGCCUUAAUCUCUUCACUAAACAAGAAGGGGUGAGGAAUUUUAAAUUGGAACAGGAACAAGAAAAAACCAAAAUUUUGUCAGAAGCACUGGAGACUCUAGCCACUGAACAUCAUGAAUUAGAGCAGUCUCUGGUGGAAGGGUCUCCGCCUCUCAGCAUCCUUAGUGAGGACGAGUUCUAUGAUGCACUGUCAGGCAGAAACUGGAGGUCGAUUCAUGACAUUUGUGUGCCGAUUCAGGAAAACACAGUCCAAGAUUCCGAGUCCGAGCAGUCCCUGAGUCAAUUGGAAGCAGUGACAGCACGCUCCUUUGAAGAGGAAGAAGGUCACUUGAACAGUAGAAAACACAGAAUGUCUGAAGGAAAAGACUGUGGUGGAGGAGAUGCUCUCUCCAAUGGCAUCAAAAAGCACAGAACAAGUUUGCCCUCUCCCAUGUUUUCCAGAAACGACUUCAGUAUCUGGAGCAUCCUCAGAAAAUGUAUUGGAAUGGAACUAUCCAAGAUUACGAUGCCAGUUAUAUUUAAUGAGCCUUUGAGCUUCCUACAACGACUAACUGAGUAUAUGGAGCAUACUUACCUCAUCCACAAGGCCAGUUCAUUUUCUGAUCCUGUGGAAAGGAUGCAGUGUGUAGCUGCAUUUGCCGUGUCUGCUGUCGCUUCUCAGUGGGAACGCACUGGAAAGCCCUUCAACCCGCUUCUGGGAGAGACGUAUGAAUUAGUUCGAGAUGAUCUUGGAUUUAGACUCAUUUCUGAACAGGUCAGCCAUCACCCACCAAUCAGUGCAUUUCAUGCAGAAGGGUUAAACAACGAUUUCAUCUUUCAUGGCUCAAUCUAUCCCAAACUAAAGUUCUGGGGGAAGAGUGUAGAAGCAGAGCCCAAAGGAACCAUCACCUUGGAGCUCCUUGAGCACAAUGAAGCAUAUACAUGGACAAAUCCUACCUGCUGUGUGCAUAAUAUCAUUGUGGGUAAACUCUGGAUCGAACAGUAUGGCAAUGUGGAAAUCACAAACCACAAGACUGGGGACAAAUGUGUGUUGAAUUUUAAGCCAUGUGGCCUUUUUGGUAAGGAAUUACACAAAGUUGAAGGCUACAUUCAAGAUAAAAGUAAGAAGAAGCUCUGCGCUCUCUAUGGGAAGUGGACUGAGUGUCUGUACAGUGUUGACCCUGCCACUUUUGAUGCUUACAAAAAAAAUGAUAAGAAAAACACUGAAGAGAAGAAGAACAGUAAACAGAUGAGCACUUCUGAAGAGUCUGAUGAAAUGCCAAUGCCAGAUUCUGAAAGUGUAUUUGUUAUCCCUGGAAGUGUUCUCCUGUGGCGAAUAGCCCCACGGCCUCCAAAUUCCGCCCAGAUGUAUAAUUUUACCAGCUUUGCAAUGGUUUUGAAUGAAGUUGACAAGGAAAUGGAGAGCGUGAUUCCUAAGACUGACUGCAGGUUACGGCCUGACAUCAGAGCCAUGGAGAAUGGAGAAAUAGACCAAGCUAGUGAAGAAAAAAAACGGCUUGAAGAAAAACAACGAGCAGCCCGUAAAAACAGGUCCAAGUCAGAAGAAGACUGGAAGACGAGGUGGUUCCAUCAAGGUCCUAAUCCCUACAAUGGAGCACAGGAUUGGAUUUACUCUGGCAGCUACUGGGACAGAAACUACUUCAAUUUGCCUGACAUUUAUUAAAAUGUAGACAAGUCAGGGUGUUUGGCUAAUCUAUAAAUAAGUCUUAAACCUAUGUUUUUAAAUUUUUUCCCUUGGUUUCUACUCAUCUUAAAAAAAAAAACCUCAUAACUUGUAUUUUACCCAAGAAAAAUAGGGCAUACAGUGAUAAUGGUGGUGAGUCUUAGGAAAAAUGCAUAGUAAUUUUGCUAUCCAAACAUACUUAUUUGGAAUACUAUUUUAUAAAGAGGUAAGAGAAACUGCUGGAGAAGAUGCUUUUUCUGGUUGCUAUUGCCAUAUUUACUGAAGGUUUAUAUGUAAAUGUAACUUUAGCUUUAUGGAAUAUAUCAUAAUCCCAAAUCAAGUUAUUUUGAAUAUUUUUAUGCUGUCAUGCUUGAAUGUUUUAGACAUAACUUUGAAAUGUUUAGAAUUCUCCUAUACAAUGUUUAUGUGCUCAAAUAUAGAGGUUGUCAUUUUAUAAAAAUUGGUAAGAUGGCUUUUAUUCAUAUUAAUCCUUUCAACUUUAUCCCUUCCCAUCUCCAAAAAGAAAAAAACAAUGCCUGAAUAUUCAGAAUAGGUAUUCCUGAUUUGAAAAUUCUAAACUGGAAAAGGUACUUUAUUUACUUAUUUUAGUGCUCUGAUUUUUUUUUCUGUAAUCAUUGUCAUUAGAGAUGUUUAAAUUGUAUGUUUGAACUGAAAAUAUGUAUAAAAUAAAAAUCUAGCAAGUCACAAAAAUCCCUAGACAUAGAUUUUAAUCACCAUUACAUAAUGACAAAACCUUUUUAAGUGCAACUUCCAGUGGCCACUGCCACCAGAGAAUUUAAGCUGCACUCAUGUAUUAUAAGUAACAAACUAUAUAAAAGGAGGUCUUGUGCAUUUCAAAUUUGCAAGGUACCUGUGUACUUAAAAUAUGUAUGGAGACCUACUGUACAGUAGUUUUGCCCCUUUAAUUGGGGUACAUUAAUCUUAUAGUAUUUAUCCAAACCCCAGACUGAGAUACUGAUCCAAGGGGCCUUAGGUAGCUGCCAGUAAAUUAUUUUAACUGCAUCUUAAAAGUUAACAAGUGUUAUAACGAAAUAAUCUGAUGCUAAUAAAAGACUUCAGAAUGUUC